Messenger RNA from Lingula anatina, 3413 nucleotides. RefSeq names its product N-terminal kinase-like protein. The record is from RefSeq and is a predicted model, not a curated record. Gene Ontology annotation, biological process: protein phosphorylation. Gene Ontology annotation, molecular function: protein kinase activity; ATP binding. NCBI's taxonomy places the organism in Eukaryota, Metazoa, Brachiopoda, Lingulata, Lingulida, Lingulidae.
UAAGUGGGUACUAAAACCAGAAAAGUUGUGAGUUGGCUUGUCACAGUCGGCGUGUCACUCAUUUUAUAACGACAUUUACUCAUCACUCGAAAAAUGUGGUCACUGUUUAGCAGAGAUCCAACUAAAGAUUUUCCGUUUGAAGUUGGUGAAAAAGUUUUGGGUCUCGAGGAGCAGUCAAUCUGGAGCUUGCAUAAUGGAAAGAAAAAGAGUACUGGUGAGCUGGUCUCCAUCUUUGUUUUUGAUGUUAAAUCAAGCAGUGACUCACAGGUUCAACUUGCAAAGGCAUCUUUUAAAAGGAUAAAAACAUUGAGGCAUCCAAACAUUUUGACUUUUAUGGAUGGUAUAGAGACAGACAAGGUUAUCUAUGUUGUGACAGAGCAUAUUGUUCCACUGGAGACAUAUCUGAGAGAAAACACAGGGGACAACAGUCAGAACAACUUGGCUAUUGCCUGGGGCUUGCAUCAGAUAGCUAAAGGGCUAAGUUUCUUAGUCAAUGACUGCAACCUAAUUCACAACAAUGUGAGUAUGGUGUCAGUAUUUGUGGACAAAGCAGGCGAGUGGAAAUUAGGGGGAGUGGACUACAUGUAUCCAGCUGAGGGACCAGAAAGCUUACCCCCUGUCAAAAUACUGCCCAUUUUAGAAAAAUAUGAUCCACCAGAAAAGGCAGAUUUUAGUGGACCACGGAAAAAGAAAGGAGAAAAAUGGUCCACAGAUUCAUGGGGAUUAGGUUGCCUUAUUUGGGAAAUAUUUAAUGGUCAGCUGCCUAGAACCAGCUCUUUGAAGUCAACUGGAAAGAUUCCCCAAAAUCUAGUUGCCAACUACUGUGAGCUUGUGGGAGCAAACCCUAAGUCAAGGCCAAAUCCCUCAAAGUUUAUACAAGACUGCAGGAUAAAAGGAGGGUUUAUGUGUAAUAGUUUUGUGGACACCAUGUUAUUUUUAGAAGAAAUACAGAUAAAAGACCAAACAGAAAAGACUCAAUUUUUCAGCAAAUUACCAGAGUCAUUAGAUUUAUUUCCCAAGGAAUUUUGUAAACAUAAAAUCCUACCACAGCUUCUAAAUGCCUUUGAGUUUGGGAAUGCAGGUUCAGCAGUAUUAACUCCAUUGUUUAAAAUUGGCAAACUUCUUGACCAAGAAGAGUAUCAGAAAAAGAUUGUGCCCUGUGUUGUAAAAUUAUUCUCAUCUACAGAUAGAGCUACUAGAGUCAAAAUGUUACAACAGCUGGAACUUUUUGCAGACUUCCUGUAUCCACCCACAGUGAAUGAGAAAAUCUUUCCCAGUGUCAUUCAGGGAUUCAUGGAUACAAAUCCAGUAGUUAGAGAACAUACUAUUAAAGCCAUGUUGUAUUUGGCAUCCAAACUGAAUUACAAGAACCUCAAUGAAGAGCUGAUGAAACACUUUGCAAGACUACAAUCAAAAGAUGACCAGGGAGGCAUCAGGACCAACACUACAGUGUGUUUAGGCAAGAUAGCCUGUCAUCUUGACCCACAGAUCCGCCAGAAAGUAUUGCCAUCAGCCUUUCUUAGGGCUCUGAAAGACCCCUUUGGGCCUUCGCGACAAGCAGGCAUUCUAGCUAUGGCAGCAUGCCACAAUUUCUUCUCUCUCAAAGACUCAGCCACCAGACUUCUACCAGCAUUAUGUGUUUCAGCAGUGGAUCCUGAGAAGGGAGUAAGAGACCAGGCUUUCAAGGCCAUCAAAUGUUUCCUUGGAAAGCUGGAGAAGGUAUCAGAACAUCCAGAAAUGGAGCAAGAGUUAGAGAAGGACCUGAAUGCUGGUGGGUCAGCAGUGACCAGUGGAUGGACAGGCUGGGCGGUCAGUGGCAUGUCCUCUCUCACGUCUAUCACUUCAAAGAUUUACAAGGGAAGAGGCAAAGGGAAUGCUACUGUUCCUGCCACUUCUCAAGCAACUCCUGCAAGUGCCAGUAAUCCAGCAGCUUCAGAGACAGCUGUUCGUCCAGCAUCCCAAGACAAGCCACCAACUCCUGCAGCGCCACCUAGCAGCCAUAAUAAUGAGCCUGCAGAAGAGUCUGGGUGGAAUGAUGAAGGGUGGGGAGACAUGGAUGAUUUUGAUGAGGAUGUAGCUGUAAAGGAAAAUGAAGAUGGAGAUGACUGGGAUAAUGAAGAGUGGGGAAGCUUAGAGGACACAUCCUCUGUCCCCAAUAGACAGCAGGACCAAACAUCUGGAAUGAGAAGUGGCAUGUCAUUAAGCUCUGCACCCAAGCAACAGGCGUCAGCAUUUGAUGACUGGGGAGUAGAUGACUUUGCCCCAAUAGAGGACGCCUCUGUAGCUCCAGCAAGCUCCUACAACUGGGGAGUCCAAGAUACAGCCGAUGACUUCUUUUCUACUUCUCUAGGCGUUCAGUCUCAGAAACCCAAGUCUCACAGUUCGCAGAGCUCAGGGUCUCGUCCAUCUUCCACCAGAUCGUCAGUAGAGAGACAGGCUAGGUCCAGUCCAGCAAGAACAACCCCGUCAUCAACACCUGCUAAAGAUAGUGGCUGGGAAACUGGAGGAGGAGGAGGAGGCUGGGACGAUGACGGGUGGGGAGGUGACACCUGGGAGUCUAUAGAAAAUACAGAUAAUAAGGCAGAUAUGGCAAGAAGAAAAAGAGAAGAAAGGAAACUCCAGAAACAGAAAGAACUACAGGAAAAACGUGCCCAAAGACAAGGCACUGGUGCUAUGAAACUUGGUGCAAAAAAACUGGGUCUAGAUUGAUAAUACCCUUCAAAUUGGAUAGAUAAUUGAGAGUAGUCAUAAUUUUCAGACCUUCAAAACCUAGUAUUGCCCACAAAAAUGCACCUUAUUCUUUUCAUGAGGUGACUAUGUAAAAUACUAGGUUUUACAAGGGCUGAAUAAAAAAACAAUUUUCCUCUAUGAAGAUCGAUCGUCAGCAUCAUAGAAUUGUUGAACAGGCAAAGUAGGUGGGUUUCCAUAACAAAGAUGUAAGCUGAGUAGACUUCGCUCUUAGAAGCAGGAACAUUUUUGUGUGUUAACACGAAGAGUUAUGAGUAAUAAAUAAAUAAGCACGGAAUUUGGAGACAAAUGAAGCAGUGGCCAACUAGGAAAUGACCUAAAACAAUGUGAUACUUGCUGCUGCUAAACAAUGCAAGCUUAAGUGUACCAGUCUCUGAUGUUGACACUUGGUUGUAGAUAUAACCUUUUUUUAAUGAUCUGUGAUUUUAAAGUAAAAAUCAUUAUGAUUGCAACUUUUAUUUUUAAGUUAUAUAUUUUAACCAAUCUUCUGUCCUUUAAAUGGUAAAACAAAGAACUCAUUCACUUUCCUCUACUAUUAGCAGUCAACAAUAAUCAGCUUGGAAAGUGAAAAAUUAGACAUAGAAACACAACAUAAAAAGAGUAAAUGAGGUAAAGGAGUAUUUAAAUGUAUAUCUUUAUAUGCUCAAUAAAGAUUUUAUUUAUCA